AUGGACAGUACGGCACACGAGCUAGAGCCCUUGACGCGGCCAAAAAGCGGCCGCAAAAAUCGGAACCGCAAAAGAAACAAACAAAACAAGGCUUCCCAAGACAUCGUUGCGCCGGAUGCGAACGAUUUCAAGCAUGACAGUGUCGACAACACCCACGUCCCUCCUCCCUCCACGCCAUCCACCGCUCCACCCGCCUAUACUUCCACCCCUGCUCCCGAUCCCGCUCUAGUUCCAUCUACGACGACGUUUGCGCCCGUGCCAGCGGAUAGAGUACCGUCUCCAACAGCUCGAUCGAGUGCAUCAUUUGAAUCUGCGGAUUCUACCGGCCACCGACGGCGACGACCACGGGGUGGGAGGAAACGGAGAAGCAAGGCGAUGAUAAUGGACGAUGAAGAAUGGUUGGAGGAGAUGGACCGCAAGGACCGUGUGAGUCAACAACCGGUCAAGGGAAGCAACAUGCGGAGACGGAUGCAGCAGCAGGGGGAUGUGGAGGAGGUGAUACAGAGGGACUUGAGUGCUCUGGAGGAGCAGGAGCAGGAGAGGGAUCAAGUGAAUGGGGUUAUGGUUUCAGAGCCUGGAAUGGAGAGGGCUCCAGAACAGGAGGCGGAAAGGGAACACGCACGGCAAGAGACAGGGCUACCGUUGCGGCCUAAGGAGCAGGAAGAGGAGGCUGCGUCUCCUGCUUCGAGUAGUACGAAACCCACUCUUAACAGGGCCUUUGAAACUGGAGUGAAGGCAUUCAAUAUCCGCAGGACGUCGACAUCUCAGAAUCGAAAACCCAUCACGAUCAAGACGGUACACGGCUCGCCCGACGAAGCUGCUGGUAGCAAAAAGAAAGAGAAGAAAGUGAAAAAUAAGGAAAAGAAGAAGGGCAAACAGCAGGUUGCUGAAGCUGCGGAAGAUGAGGUGUCUCCACGGCCGCAUGAGACUGGUGAGGCUGAAGAUGAGGCGGAGGAGCCUACGCGCGAAGAACCAUCGUCGAGUGAACGCGAAGUUCGGAUCAAGCUGGAUUUGAAUCUCGAAAUCGAGGUUUUGUUAAAAACGAAGAUUAAGGGAGAGAUUAUGAUUACGUUCAUGUAA
This is a messenger RNA of Uncinocarpus reesii 1704, 1080 nucleotides long. RefSeq lists its product as uncharacterized. The record is from RefSeq and is a predicted model, not a curated record. The transcript is spliced from 2 exons. Bases 1 to 1080 code for a protein of 359 amino acids. NCBI's taxonomy places the organism in Eukaryota, Fungi, Ascomycota, Eurotiomycetes, Onygenales, Onygenaceae.